Microcebus murinus (gray mouse lemur) is the source of this 6442-nucleotide messenger RNA. The record is from RefSeq and is a predicted model, not a curated record. NCBI's taxonomy places the organism in Eukaryota, Metazoa, Chordata, Mammalia, Primates, Cheirogaleidae.
AAAUUAGCCAGGCAUGGUGGCUCAUGCCUGUAGUCCCAGCCACCCAAGAGGCUAAGGCUGGAGGCUUACAUGAGCCCAGCAGUUUGAGGUUGCUGUGAUCUAGGCUGAUACCAUGGCACUCUAGCCUGGGCAAUGGAGCAAGACUCUGUCUCAAAAAAAUAAAAAAUUUAAAUAAGUGUCCAUGUAACUUACAGGUCUUACAGGUUAAAGACAAAUCUUAAUCAAUAUGGACAAGCAGCCACUUAGACCAUGAACACGAGUAGCCUGGCUUCUUGUCAUCUCUAAUAUAAGGUAAUAGAGCCAAACCUAGACAAAAUUUGGGAGUAUCAGAAAUUGUAUACCACACAAACAUUUGGGUGCUAGCUUUGUGUCAGGCAAAGUGGCUGGCAAGAUGCUAAGACCAGUCCAGGUCUGGGCGGGGUACAGGGAGGUAAACAUCACAAAGUUACAGUACAAUAUGCUAAACUGUGCUGUGUGUGAUAUACACAGACAUGGUGUUGGGAGGCAGAGCAGAGUGAGGCAAACAGAGUCCUCCGAGCUGAAAGAAGGAAGAGUGGGAGUUAGGGCAGCUGCAAAAUGGGAGGGAAGGGAAAUCAAAUUUAGGCAGACAUAAUGCAGGUGUGAUCACACAGAAUUGGAAAUACUUUACAGAAGAAGGUGUGAGAUAAGGUUGCCUAGGCAUGCAGGAGCCAGGUUUACUGAGAGCCUUGUUUGACCUACUAAAGAUUUUGGGUUUCAUCUUGAAGUCAACGGAGCCGUGGGAGACCUAUAAGAAAGCGAAGGACCUGUUGAGAUUUGUAUUUUGAAAGCAUCCCUAGCAUUUACCACUUUACCUUUCUGAGACCUCACCUCCUCCUAUCAAGUCUCUAUCUCAUUUCUCUAUCUGAUCUGGAAAGGACAGCUACCUUCAUUGUUUACAUUAGAUAUCUUGAUUAUGCUUAGCUUGCAUAUGAGUUUUGGAAUAGAAAAUAAAUUUCAUGGACAUCCUCUGUGCCUCUGUGCUUAUAGGAUGCUCAAGCCUGCAUUUAAGUUUUUAAUCUCUUAGUGACAAUUACAAGGUAACAAAUUUGGUCUCUUUUAGGCAUAAUAGUUGCAGUGAGGCACUUAGUAUGCAUUUUCUCAUGACUUUUCUGAAGCCAGCAAGGUCUGGCUCUUCAUAUGCAUAGGUACAGAAAGGUGAAAAAAAGAGAAAGAGUCUUCAGGCUACACUGGUGAAAGUAUGGAGCCAGGAUUUAAACUCAGGUUUAAUUACAACAUUUAGGCGUUUCCCGUUCUGCAUACUAACACUGUGGGUUGAUAGUUUAGCCUGUAUAAGAGAUGCUAGGACACUGAUAUAGAAUAGUUUUGCAAGUGCAUGAGGCAACCAUAUGAAUAAACCUGAUUUAUGCCCCCUUUUUGGGGGCAGUGGUAGAAAUGUAAAAUUUAGAAAAAGAGAGUUUCACCAGUAGCCCUUAACCUAAAUAUAGUGCCCCCUGUUCCUUUCUGUUCCAAACUUCUGGGUUUUGUCCUAAUAGCACAUUUGUGAUUUAUUUGUUUAUUAGAAUUAAAUGACCUAAGAAGGGCAGAACAAAAGUAAAGGGUGCUUGUUACUUGAAGGUGACUUACUGUAAGUCUGUCCAGAGGCUUGUCUGCCUGUUGUCCUGCCUGUUGUUUUUUUUUUGUUGUUUGUUUGUUUUGUGCCUUUUUAGGCAGACAGUGCUGUCUUUGAUCCUGAGGGCCCAAAAGAUUUAUGUCUCAGAAAUCAACCAACCAACCAACCAUGUUCACCUGCAUUUUAAUUCCUCUGCUGCUUGUUCAGUUAGCUCAAAGGCACAUACUGGUACCUUCAUGCUUCUUCCUCGUCUUUGUAAUUCUAACAGGUAUGACUUUAACUUGAAGAAAGGAAGAAGGUAGAAAUGACCUUCUUAGGAAUCCAGAAUCUAAUUAUUGAUUAUUCAUUAGCUUAAGAACCCAUUAAAAGAGCCAGUAAAUCCUGUGGAAAAUGGCCUUCAGCGAUCUUACAUCGAGGACUGUGCGUCUUUAUGAUAAUUGGAUCAAAGAUGCUGAUCCAAGAGUUGAAGAUUGGCUCCUCAUGUCCUCACCUCUGCCACAAACCAUCAUCCUGGGACUCUAUGUCUAUUUUGUCACUUCUCUGGGACCAAAGCUCAUGGAGAAUCGAAAGCCCUUUGAACUCAAGAGAGCAAUGAUAACAUACAAUUUUUUCAUAGUACUCUUUUCUGUGUAUAUGUGUUAUGAGUUUGUGAUGUCUGGCUGGGGUACAGGUUAUUCAUUUCGAUGUGAAAUUGUUGACUAUUCACGGUCACCCACAGCUUUGCGGAUGGCACGUACCUGCUGGCUUUAUUACUUCUCCAAAUUUAUUGAGCUUUUAGAUACUAUCUUUUUCGUUCUGCGUAAGAAAAAUAGCCAAGUGACUUUCCUUCAUGUCUUCCAUCAUACGAUCAUGCCAUGGACCUGGUGGUUUGGAGUCAAGUUUGCUGCAGGUGGUUUGGGAACAUUCCAUGCCUUUCUAAAUACAGCUGUACAUGUAGUCAUGUAUACUUACUAUGGAAUAUGUGCAUUGGGACCUGCCUACCAGAAGUAUUUGUGGUGGAAAAAAUAUUUGACAUCAUUACAGCUUGUCCAGUUUAUUAUUGUCACCAUCCACAUAGGCCAGUUCUUUUUCAUGGAGGAUUGCAAGUACCAGUUCCCAGUCUUUCUGUACAUCAUUAUGAGUUAUGGGUGCAUCUUUCUGCUGCUCUUUCUCCAUUUUUGGUACCGUGCUUACACCAAAGGUCAGAGGCUGCCUAAAACUGUGAAAAAUGGAAACUACAGAAACAAAGAUCACUGAAAUACAAGCAAAACAUGAAUCUAUGAUUGAGACUGAUAUCUGUCUUCCUUGACAAUCAAGAGAUAUUUACCUAUGCAGUGAAUUUUGUAUAUUUUUCACAACUAAGAGCUUGUAUUUUUAUGAUAAGUUAAUUGGAAUUUCUGGUAUUUGAGAGCCCAAAGCUCCCAGGUAACAGUCUUCUGAUAAUUAGAGCCUAGAGCAGCCUGAAAUUUUUAGCUGCUUUUAAACCUAAUCUAAAGGUUUUGUUUAAUACAUUUUGUUACAGUGAAAGGAAGAUAUGAAGCAAUACUGUACUCUUCAAGGAAGUCUGUUAUACAUGAAAAAUAUUAAGUAUUUUGAACACAGACAGAGAUCCAUGCAGUACAAUAGAUUCUUUCGGCUGGGUCUGGAAACCUCUAACUGUGGGGCUCUGGCUUUGUCAUUUGUUGCUAAUAUUUCAGAAGAUACUGUAUUUACUCUAAAGUUAAAUUCCCAUUCUAAAGAGCUAACAUAGUGAACAUUAAGUGUAUUUUUGAUAAGUUGUCAUUUAAAAUCACUAAUGAUAAUUUUUAAUGAAUCUUUUGAGUUGCCACCACCAGUUUUGAUAAGACUUCCUUUUGUUGUGCAUAAGACAUUUUAGUUGUACACAGUGUUUCAAAGUAAUAGUCCUUUCAGUUAGUGAUACACUGAACACUAAAGUUCAGUUCAUAUUUUGAAAACAAGGUGAUUUGUUUUGAUGGAUUCACAAACAUUUUGCUCUUACUAUUCUAUCAUUAACUUUGAUCUCUGGAAAGAGAUGAAUUUGUUAAUGAAAAAAGUACUGUGUAGUUCGGUGGGAAAAAUUUGUUAUCUGUUUUAUUAAUAUCAUUUUCUCAUAUUGUCAUGGCUUAUAGGAUUACUUUGGUUAAAUAUAUAUUGGUUAGCUCCUUAAAUGUUCAUGUCAUUGGCACACUGCAGGUACCCCCAAAUCGUAAAUAAUUUUAGCCCACUCAUUAGACACAAUCUCCAGAUAUGAGUUAGAGUGCCUUGUGAAGCCACUAGAAGCAAAUGGUGGCACAGAGAAUAUCUGGGGAAGAUUCCAUCAUGUAAGCAAGGGCUGUUCUACUUUGAGAUAGAGACAGACUACGUAAUAGUUAUAGAUUCUCUAGUGUUAUAGAUACACUGCAUGAAAAAGUAUUUUCCAGAAUUGUAAAUUAAUUCAUAACUUGGAUUUCUUUUAUUCAGACCUAUAAACCAUAUAAUGAAGGACUGAAUUCAUUUAGCAUAGAUUUUGUUUCUUAUAAAAUUGCUACUUCCUAAAAUUCUCUUGUUUUCACAUUCUCUUGUCAGAGAACCAAAAUUGCUGGUGAAUAGAAAUAUUGUCCAAGAAAUAGCAAUAUUUGGACAUUUGUGAAUGUUUCCCUAUUGCUUUUUUUCUUGUUUUAUUUAUACUCAAAUUUGAAGGACUGCUUAUGUUUGUAAGACUUUAAACAAUUAGUACUUAAGGCCUCAGUUAUUGUGUAGCACACAGGGAUACUUACUGUACAACACAACCUAAGUUUUACUCAGUAUCAUGGCCUUUAAUCUUCACACUUACCAGAUUCAUAUAUUUGCCUUUAAGUGACCUUUUUUGAUUUCACUUGCUUACAGUAGGAGAAGAUGAGGGUUGAUAAGUGGAAGAAAUUUCAUAUUUUUUAAGUAAAAAAUAAAGAACAGGAGAGCAUAGCUAAAAGAAACAGUUGUGUUCUAAUUUAUUUCACUAUAAAAGUCUCAGAAUUCCUUAAGUGUUUUUCAGUUUUGGAUCUUCAUAUCCAACCUAUGCUAAAACGAGAAGAUAUGGUAGGUGCUGUUAUAUAUACACACACAAUUUUCAAAGACAUGAGUAGGAUAAGGACCAAAAGGAGGCAAAAAUAAAAGAGGAUAAAACAGGAAAGUUCGAUUUAUUUCUUAUGUACUUUCUGACCUGCAUCAUACGUCCUCCCUAACCUUCCUGUAGUCUUUAAAAUGUUUGCCUUGCCUAUGAACUAACAUGAUAAAACCACAUUCUCAAUCAUACAAGCAGAAGUAGAGAGGUACAGUGUUACAAAAGAAAUCAUAGCUGGCAGAAAUAUCCUUGGUAUAAACAUCAGUAGAUGAAAAUGAAUGUCACUAGAUACAGAAUUUGUAUGGACAAUAUUUUAUUAAAAGGAUUCUGUGUGGUCACAUAGAGUUUCUAUUGGGGUUUCAUCUCACUUUUCAGGACUUUAUUGCCUAAAGGUUUGCUUACCUGACAAAAAGCCCAGUUACAAAAUCUAGUUUAUCACACAAAGGAGCUAUGAAUCCUUGAGGAGCUAUAUCUGUACUGUAAAUAAAUACAAAUACAGAUUUUUAAAUAUCUAUGGAACAUUGCCAUUUUACAGUCUUAAUUCUUAUUAAGUAGAAUUUUUAAUUGUACUAUAUUCUGAGAUAAAUUAUGAAAUUAUGAGGUAUAUUCUUUCAGUUAUCCGUUAUUUCUGUUAACUUUUUAAAGACUGGAAAACUCUGUGGAUGUUGUCAAAGUGUGGGUUUGUUUUUCUCUGUGUAUUAUAAUAAAUUUGUGGUACUGCAUGUAUAUGUGUGUGUGUAUGUGUAUAUUUUAUUUCAGAAUCCAGCUGCAUGUGUUUGUAUGUGUAGGCCGCUUUUAAUUUGAAUACUCACCAAAUCAGAGUAUUUUACAUGUGUGUUGUACAUGUGCUGCAUUCAGAGCCCUGUUGCCUAAGACAUAAUUGGGACCUCCUGGAGCUUACAGACUGGCAGAUGAAAUUAAGCUACAGAGCAGCAGAUGAUAGAUGCUGGAUGAGUGACAGUCCUGCCAUUUGCAAACAGGGAAGGCUCUAUGAAGGAAUUUGAAUUUGAGUUGUGUGUUUAAGAUGUACAAAAUUUCAAGAUGAGUGUUGGGUUAGUGCACAAGGUGUUUUAGAUGAAAAGGAAUACCAAAUUAAAAAAGAAUAGUUUUGCCAUCCCUACUGAAAUAAUGGCUCUAGCUAAUGAUCAUCACCAGUUGCUAAAACAAUUAGGUGAAAAGUUGACGGGGGAAAUUUAUAAUGAAUGAUUUAUAUCGACACAGCCUGAACCCACUUAUCAAUCUUACUGUCAUUCAAAGUGGGACAACCAGAUAUUGUGCCUCUUAAUGUGCCAUAAUACUAUGAGGUAUUCUCACCAAAAUUUGUUUAAAACUUGAAUCUAAUCAGUCCUCUCUAUUUCUAACUUACCAGUUACUGGAAUACAGUGGAUAGAGGAAGAUGUUAAAAGACUCCAAGAGGAUACAAUCAGCCAAACCUAGAAUGUAGGAAAUUCUAUAGGAUAGAUGACCCAGUUUCUUCAAUAAAUAAAUGGCAUUUUUAAAAAGGAACAGAGAAGGGAACUUUUAUAGAUUAAAAAAGACUUAAGAUUUAUUAACCAAAUGUCAUUUGGAUCCUGAUUUGAACAGAUUAAAUCAUAAAAGGGCAUUUUUGUAACAAUCAGAUACAAAUAAACAUGAACUAAAUAUUAAAAAAUAAUAGGAAAUUAAUGUUGGGUGUGCUUACUGUAUUGUAGAUAUAUUCUUAAAGUCCUUGUCUGUGAGAGGUAUACACUGAAAUAUGUAUAUGUAAAAUGAUAGAUUGUCUGUGUUCAGUUUUAAUACACUAUAAAAUGAUA